CCGGAUAACACGAGCGAGAGUUUUCAUGAUUCGCACUCCAUGGGUACCGGGUAGGCCUGUGAUUUGUUUAAAGUAUGGCAUUUGCGACGCGGAGUCUACGGAUUUUAUGUAAGAUAUACAAUGCGAACGCGGGAACGACGUAUUGCACUCUUCGUCAACCCAUUAAUAGAGUAUCGCUCGUUCGAGUGAUGCAAAAGUGUUGUUACAGUACCGAGACGACAGGACGCCCAAAAAUCACAAGUAAUCUAACAAAUAUACAGUCCUCAAUAAACGAGGGUGAGCCGUUGGGAUAUGAAGCAGCGGCGCACAAGAAGCAGAGCCAGCAAGAGAAGGAAGAUGAGGAGGAGAAGGCAAAUCGAGAACGGUCAAAGAGAAUGAUGAACUAUGGGUUCACGGCAUUUGGUGUAGUCAUGGGUCUCGGGUUUACCUAUUUAGUAUACGAAUUAGGAAGACCUAAUUACGAUGAGCAUGGAAAUCCCAUUGAGGAUGAAUUCUCUCAUUUACCCUUCUUUGAGCAAAUCUACAAAAGGGUCAAGAGAGAGCUCAAUUAUUAUACAAGGUUAGUCCAGGAACCUAGUAGAGAAAAGUUGCUACCUGAUCCACUGAAAUAUCCAUAUAUCCAACCACCAUAUACUCUGGUGUUGGAGAUGACAGACGUUCUCGUACAUCCAGACUGGACAUAUCAAACUGGAUGGAGAUUUAAGAAGCGGCCUGGAGUGGAUCAGUUUUUAGAGGCAGUGGCACCGCCGCAAUUUGAAAUUGUAAUUUAUACGGCUGAGCAGGGGAUGACUGUGUUUCCCAUCUUAGAUGCACUCGAUCCAAAUGGAUACAUAAUGUACCGAUUAGUCAGGGACGCAACGCGCUUUGUCGAUGGACAUCACGUGAAAGAUCUGGGGGCUCUCAAUCGCGAUCUUAGUAGAGUUAUUGUUAUUGACUGGAAUAAGGAGAGCGUCAAGUUAAACCCCGAGAAUGCGUUCAGACUUUCACGGUGGGCGGGUAACGACGAUGAUACCGCGUUGUACGACCUGGCUGCGUUCCUAAAAACGAUAUCUACAUCAAACGUUCAAGACGUGCGGGAUGUUCUCAAUUACUAUAGGCAGUUCGAUAAUCCAUUGGAGAUGUUCAAAGAGAACCGACGGAAAUUAUUGAUGCAAAUGGAGGAGGAGCAGAAUAAGGCGCAACAGGAGAGUAACAAAGUGCUCACCUCGAAAUGGAAAUCGUCCUUCCUGCGGAGUCGUUGAACGCAGCGGAUCGCUUGCACGGAAAUUCAGAUUGCGUAUAUAUCUCUCACGUGCGCAAUAUUUAAAUAUUGGAACAUUCUUUGUCACGAAGGGAUAUUAUGCAUAAUGUGAUUAUUGUUAUCACAAUUUUUAUUAAAGUAAAUAAAAUGACGUUUCAAAUC
Molecule: messenger RNA, 1402 nt
Organism: Ooceraea biroi (clonal raider ant)
Lineage: Eukaryota; Metazoa; Arthropoda; Insecta; Hymenoptera; Formicidae
Product: mitochondrial import inner membrane translocase subunit TIM50-C
Source: RefSeq, a predicted model, not a curated record